AACACGACCACGGCGACGACCGAGAGAGAGAGGCUCAAGGAGUGUGAAACAAAUUUAAAAAAAGUCCAACCAAAGAGAAAUGUUUUAGCCAAAAGUUAAUUUAACUAAAAAACAAAUCAAAGGCAAAGCAGCCAUAUUUGAUUCGAUCAAAUUCGAAGUUCGAAAAUUCGGAUUGAAAAAGCUCCUUUAAGCUGAGCUUAAUAAUAAAACGGAUCUCUGUGUCUGUGGCUUUGUGUCCGUGUGUGUGUGUGUGUGUGUGUGAGAAAGUGCAUUCGAUUCGAGUGAGCAGGAUGGAGCAUGACAGCUUUGAUGAUCCGAUUUUCGGGGACUUUGGCGGCGGCCCCCUCAAUCCCCUGGGGGCCAAGCCCCUUCUGCCCACCUCGACGGCAAUGCAUCCCGUUAUGCUCGGCAGUGUCCACGAGCUGUGUAGCCAGCAGCAGCCACAGCAGCGUCUGCCCGACUGCAACACCAUACUGCCAAACGGCGGCGGGGGAGGCGUGAGCGGUGGCGGAGGAUCUCCCAACUAUGUUCCGAAAUUGGAUUUUGGCAAUAAGAUUGGAUGCUAUUCGCCCAGCCAGAAGUACGAGUACAAGCUGGUGGAUCAGCAUCAGCAGCACCAGCAGCAGCAACACCAUCACCACCAGCACUACGCCGUCACGCCACCGCCCAGCCACAAUGGCAUCCUGCAUCACAAGCAGCAGACAUCCUCAAACCAACAUCAGCAGCAGCUGGUGGGGAUCAUGGACUACCAUCCGCUGAACGGAAAGCUCGACUACUCGCCCAAGGACCAGUACGAACCGCAGUCCCAGCAGCAUCCCCAACUGCAGCAUCUGUACGGCGGUAGUCCGCAUCACCACUUGGACCACUUGGAGCACUCCGAUGGCUUGAUCCAGGACUCCAGUCCAGUGCUAAUCAACGGCGGUCCUGGUUCGGCCGGAGGCAAGCUCAAGAAGCCCGACGAAAUGUGCGGCCAGAUGCAGGAUGCGGGUGGUUCGGGCGUUACACCACCAGCUACCUCCUCGUCGGGCAUCAGCAAUGGCGGGACGCCCAAUGGAAGUGCAAAUGUCUCUGCUGGGGGCCAGGGCGCCUCGGUCACAGUUGUGGGCGCUGCUGGAGGUGUUGCUGCCGCCGCGCCCAAGAAGGACGGCGGAAACAGCAGCAGCAAAAAGAAGGGCGAUCCCAAUGGCAUCAAGAAGAAGAAAACGAGAACCACGUUCACAGCCUAUCAAUUAGAGGAACUAGAACGCGCCUUUGAGCGUGCCCCCUAUCCGGAUGUGUUUGCCCGCGAGGAGCUGGCCAUCAAGCUGAAUCUGAGCGAGUCCCGGGUGCAGGUGUGGUUUCAGAACCGUCGCGCCAAGUGGCGGAAGCACGAGCCACCACGCAAGACGGGCUACAUCAAGACGAGCACUCCGCCGACGGCAACGCUGAACAGCAGCCUGGCUCCACCCUUCACCAGCUAUCCGCAGACGACGACCGUGACGCCGCCGGGUAGCAUGGACAGCUGGACCAGCUACCAGACACCCUACGAGCUGACACCGCAGUUCAGCCUGCUGUCGCCAGCGGCGAGCCCCUAUGGCACCUACUCCGGCCAGUACGGCACCUAUGUGCACGAGAGCCAGCUCUUUCCCAUGCGACACUUUGACUACGGCAGUCCCAGUCGCAUGGAAAUGGGCGCCACAACUGGCUCCGUGACGGGUGUGUCCGGAGGCGAGGAGGCGACAGGCAAUGGUAAUGGAAGCUACCAGGCAGCGGAGCUGCAGGCUACGCAACAGCAGAUGGCCGACGGAACGCUGGUCACCCUCAUUCCUGAUCACGCCGAUCCGCACCAGCAGCAGCAGCAGCAGCAGGCGCAGCUGAAUGGGAAAUAUCUGAGCGCGGAGCAGGCCAAGUAUGUGCAUCUGCAGUGCCAUCAAUCAUCGACGGGCCUCGAGCUGAGUCCCGGCUCCAACUGCCAUUUGGUGGAGGCUCAGACGCAGCAUUACGUGACCACGGGAGCGGGUUCGGGGGCAGGGACAGGCAACGGAAGUGGCAGCAGCGAUGACAACGACAGCGGACUGCAGACUGUGAUCAAGAGCGAGGAGUCGGCCCAGCAGCAGCAACAGCAGCAGCAGGCACAGAGCUACGUCCUGCCGCCUUUUUUGCACUAAGGGAAAUGCUCACA
This is a messenger RNA of Drosophila persimilis, 2161 nucleotides long. Its product is annotated as retinal homeobox protein Rx. The transcript is spliced from 2 exons. Gene Ontology annotation, biological process: regulation of transcription by RNA polymerase II. Bases 291 to 2147 code for a protein of 618 amino acids. The record is from RefSeq and is a predicted model, not a curated record. Gene Ontology annotation, molecular function: RNA polymerase II transcription regulatory region sequence-specific DNA binding; DNA-binding transcription factor activity, RNA polymerase II-specific. NCBI's taxonomy places the organism in Eukaryota, Metazoa, Arthropoda, Insecta, Diptera, Drosophilidae.